Penicillium cosmopolitanum is the source of this 1476-nucleotide messenger RNA. RefSeq lists its product as uncharacterized. Lineage: Eukaryota; Fungi; Ascomycota; Eurotiomycetes; Eurotiales; Aspergillaceae. Gene Ontology annotation, molecular function: protein binding. Bases 1 to 1476 code for a protein of 491 amino acids. The record is from RefSeq and is a predicted model, not a curated record. The transcript has a single exon.
AUGGAGUCGCUCCGACCGGGUUACAAGCCCAGCCUGAUGAUGAUAUUCGCCUGUCUCGGUGACAUCCACGCCGAGCGACAUCAGAAAACGAAGCGAAAGGCCGACCUCGACGAGGCGGUUUGGGCAACACGACUUGCCCUCAGGAUCUCCUCCGCCGAUCAUCCCAUCACCACCACCCUCCUGAACAAUCUCGCCAACGGGCUCUGGCGACGCUACCGAUCCACCGGCCAUGAGGAUGACUUGCACCAGGCACUGUUUUAUGGUCUCCAGGCUUCGGAAACACUUUUCCGGGUAGAAGAUUCAGACCGAGCGGCUGUGUCGGGCGCUUUGGGAGCCAUACGCGGUAGUCUAUACGAUUGUCGGGGCGAUUUUCAAGACUUGCAAGAGGCCAUAUCCAUUACGCGCAGGUCGAUCGAUACCGCGACACGAUGGGCAGAUACCGCUUCCGUGAUCCUGUUCAACAACCUUGGCGCAUACCUGUGGACGCAAUAUUGUCUCACCGGUCGGAGAGAAGAUUUGGACGAGUCCGUUGUCACGUUCGUCAAGGCUCUCGAGUGUCUGACAGACAACACCGUCGAUCGGGUGACUUGUCUGAUCAAUUCCGGCCACGUCCUCGCCCAGCGAUACCACCACACCAGGCAACUGGAGGAUUUGAGCUGCGCCUUGCAGACUGCUCAGGAGGCUAUGCAUCUGGAUCCGCAGAAUGGAGAUUUAACCACUUUGCUGAAACGUCUAGACCGUUUCCUCGACCGCCGUCACGAGCCUAAAUCCCCAGUGCACUGGCCUAAAACACACUGGAAUGCGAACAUCGAGUCGGGGAACCCCCUGAUAUUGUUGGCUGUUUUUAUAUUCAUCGUCGCAAUGUAUGCCUAUCAACUCAGGACGGAAAUUUUGUUCUCCAUGGUCGCUUUCCCGUGUGGGAUUAUCUGCCAUUGGAUGAUCAGUCGGAGACCGACUGCAAAACAGAGGAUCUCUUUGAAAGAUAAUUUUGCGUCGAUAUCGUCGAUGAGAGAACAUCUCGCCUCGCUUGGCAAGUCGAAUGAAUACAACCCCAAGCUAUUGGCAGUGCCGUUAAUAAAGGUACCAUUUGCUUCGUCACUCCGGGGAAUUCAGACUUCAGAUUUCUCCACAUACUCGUCUUUAUCAUACAAUGGGCGACGUCAAUCAAUACACUCAGUGAAGUCCGAGCAUUUAGUUGAAAACCGGCCUUCUACCGGUCAUCGCAGAGACGGCGAUGUCAAGGUACAUAAGGGCAGGUAUCGUGGCCACCGCCUAAUGUCUCCUCCUCGUGCGGGUCAUGGAAUACCGACGAUUGCUGCCACGACACCAUAUGUUUGUGUGAAAAGCGACUACCCGAAGUGUUUCCACCCAGUCAUGCAGAACGCAAUACCGCAGGUUGAGGAGGAUCUUUCGCGGAAUGAGAUGGGCUCCAGCCGCAGACAGCGAGAAACUCAUGUGGUAGGUUCCUAUCCCUAG